Messenger RNA from Zingiber officinale, 819 nucleotides. RefSeq names its product centrin-1-like. The record is from RefSeq and is a predicted model, not a curated record. The transcript has 3 exons. Gene Ontology annotation, molecular function: calcium ion binding. Lineage: Eukaryota; Viridiplantae; Streptophyta; Magnoliopsida; Zingiberales; Zingiberaceae. Bases 1 to 819 code for a protein of 272 amino acids.
AUGAUCUUCGGCCUGCGAGCUGAUGUGGUUCCGGUUAUUGAGCCAUUGUAUUUCACUCUUCGCACCGCUAUUAUGAUUGUGAGUUACUGGUAUUAUCCGGCUUGCGUGCCGUGUGUCGGCCUGCGAGCCGCUGUCACCCUUCGGCCUACAUGCCACAUUUUGGAUCCAUGUUGCACCGGAUUCCAUGUUGUCACCCCUAGAUCCGGCUCCUCAACUGACUCACACUCAUCUACCUUGCACGGUCACGAUGACUUGAUCAACAUCCCGACUAUCUCACCGAUCUAUCCGAGGGCGCCCCCUCGGGGCCAGGCUGCUUAUAUAUUCGUGGGACCCGCCUCGAGCAUGGGGAUAUCAGGGACCAAGGCAACCCGGUCGCUGGCAACAGGUACUGCUGACCAGAGGGCUGUUGACGACUUGAAACAGCAGCAGCAGCAGCAGCUACAAGAGCCGCCUGUGCAAAAUGCUGCCUCUGUUGAGGGUCUCCGAAGAGGGGACUUGGAGCUAAUUCUAUCAAGAAUGGGCUUGGGUCCGAGCGAAGAAGAUGAAGAGGAGGAUCUAUACGAGCUCCUCCCGAACUUGUUCGCGGAGGAGGAGCCGAGCUUGGAGGAGCUGAGGCAGGCCUUCUUCGUCUUCGACAAGAACGACGACGGCUUCAUCGACGCCGGCGAGCUGCGGAGGGUUCUCUCGGAGCUCGGAGUCCGAGAUCAGAGGUUGGAUUUGGACGCCUGUGAAAGGAUGAUCCGAGUGCAUGACCGGAACCGCGACGGGGUGAUGGAUUUUGGGGAGUUCCUAAGGUUCAUGGAGAUCGGUUUUUGUUGA